CCCCAACUCUUUUCAAAAUUUAGUCGACAUUUAAACUGAAUGGCUCUCCGGCUACCGCCGACUCCUUUCCCUCAUUUCUCCGUCAAGCGCCGAUCAUCUUCCUUCCUUCCGUUUCCCAAGUUUUCCGUCCAGAAUCUCUCUUCUGGCUCCAAUACCGACAACUCACUCAAGCUAGUAACGAAGGUGAAAGAGAAGCUUGAGAAAGAUCAUUUCAGUCUCCCUACAGGAAAAAAUGGUAGAGAUGAUGAGGAGUUGAUUCUCUGGUUUCUCAAGGACCGGCGGUUUUCAGUAGAAGAGGCUGUUUCCAAACUCACUAAAGCAAUUAAAUGGCGAGAAGAAUUUGGUGUGUCAAAACUUUCAGAAGAAUCAGUGAGAAGAGCAGCUGCAACAGGAAAGUCCUAUCUUCAUGAUUCACUUGAUGUACAUGGCAGGCCAGUAUUAGUAGUAGUGCCAUCAAAACAUUUCCCAGAGAUGCUUGAUCGUUCUGAGGACGAGAGGUUAUGUGUGUUUCUGCUAGAGAAGGCAUUAAGUAGACUCCCGGAUGGGAAAGAAGAAAUACUUGGUGUAUUUGAUCUUCGUGAGUUCGGUGUGAAGAAUGCAGAUCUUAAAUUCUUGACAUUCUUGUUUGAUGUGUUAUAUUACUAUUACCCAAAGCGGCUGGGGCAAGUUCUAUUCGUUGAUGCUCCUUUCGUAUUUCAGCCAAUUUGGCAGCUCGCCAAGCCCUUAAUAAAGUCAUAUGCUUCUCUGGUAAAGUUUUGCUCGGUGGAGGAUGUGAGAAAGGAGUAUUUUACAGAAUCGACAGUUCCAGCAAGCUUUAGGCGUUGACAACAACGCUAUUCCAACACCUCGACAUAUAGAAAUAUCAUUCCAGGUUCCAAAAUGCUUCGCGUUCUUGUGUUGUUUACAUCUAUUUCAAGAUCAGCAGCCCGCCCUUACUUAUUCUUCUUGCUUUGUUUACGGCUAUAUUCGCAAGCUCAUCACCCCCUCCCCCCACAAACACCCCACCACCACAAAAAGCCAAAAACAGUAUGCUCUGAGCAAAUUAAAAGGAUGCAGCUCAAUUUGAUUGCCCUAACACAUAAAACACACACACACACACACACACACCAUUUUCAUGUUCUUCUUUCUAAUAGAGUUCCACAUGAACAGUGAAAUUUGUACUAACCAAUAUGUUAAUUUUAUCAUAUGAGUCUAUGAUAAUGUUUGUUCCACUGA
This is a messenger RNA of Cynara cardunculus var. scolymus (artichoke), 1215 nucleotides long. Its product is annotated as motile sperm domain-containing protein 2. The record is from RefSeq and is a predicted model, not a curated record. Bases 40 to 825 code for a protein of 261 amino acids. NCBI's taxonomy places the organism in Eukaryota, Viridiplantae, Streptophyta, Magnoliopsida, Asterales, Asteraceae. The transcript has 6 exons.